This is a messenger RNA of Portunus trituberculatus (swimming crab), 2634 nucleotides long. RefSeq names its product probable glutamate receptor. NCBI's taxonomy places the organism in Eukaryota, Metazoa, Arthropoda, Malacostraca, Decapoda, Portunidae. The coding region runs from base 1 to 1371 and encodes 456 amino acids. Gene Ontology annotation, molecular function: glutamate-gated receptor activity. The record is from RefSeq and is a predicted model, not a curated record. Gene Ontology annotation, cellular component: membrane. The transcript has 7 exons.
AUGGAUUUUCAAGGGGACCUUCACGGCCACAUCUUCCACAGCGUUACCAUGGAUUUCGCUCCCUUCAUCGACUAUGGCAGGACGCAGGAGCAACCAGGGGGCGUGGUAGUACCUAAGGACUCCAUGGACAUACGUAUCCUGCAGGAGGCCGCCAGGGUGCUCAAUUUUUCCUUCGUGCUAAGGGAACCGAGCGACGGGCAAUGGGGAUACCUCCUGGAGAACAGCUCUUGGACUGGGACGGUGGGCACAGUGCAGCGAGGACAGGUUGACUUCUCCAUGAUGCUCUCAAUCACUUGGGAGAGAACCUACGCUGUGGACUUCACCCGCGCUUAUUUCGUGGAGCCCAUGACCUUCGUGAUGCGCAAGCCCGGCCCCCUACCUCAGUGGCAGGCGCCCGUCAAGCCCUUUAGCUGGCAGGUAUGGGUGAUGGUGACCGUGAGUGUUCUUCUAGCUGGCCCUCUCAUAUGGCUCGUGCUGUCCCUCACGCCUUAUUCUCGUGGACACUCUAAGGAGGAAGAAACAGCAGGAGGAAAGUUGAAGGUGCUGGAGGAAGAUGAUGAAAGCAAUUAUGGUCUGGGUUUGUUGUGUCUCUACAUGGUGGGGCCGAUUUUUGCUGAGUCUGUGCCUCUUAAUCCUAGAGGAUCAAGCGGGCGGGUAUUGUGCGGGCUGUGGUGGUUCUUCUGCAUCCUCACGACCACACUGUACCGCGGGAGUCUCAUUGCCCGUCUCACCGUGCCAGCCCGCAGCCCCACACUGGACACCCUGGAACAGUUGGCGGCGUCUAACCUGGAAUGGGGGAUGCUGGACACUUACGGCUCAGGCUAUCAGCUGUUCCGGGCGUCGCAGGUUCCAGUGUACGUGUCGCUGUUCCAAGAGAUGCAGUACUACAACAUGCAACGCUCCAUGGAACGUGUGCUGAAGGGCAACUACGCUUUCAUCUCCUGGAAAACCUACUUCAGGAAUCUCAUUGCGCGAUUCUACACGGACAGAAACGGUGACACUAAGGUGCACAUCGCUCGUGAGGACUUCUUCCCCGGUGGCUUCGGGUGGGCCUUUCCAAAGAACUCACCUUACCUUAUCAAGUUCGACAAGCUAUUCCAGCGGCUAAUCGAGUCUGGCGUGGUGGAGAAAUGGAUGGAUGACCUGAUCCAACUGUCGGCAUCCGCGAGCAAAGAGAAGCAGGAAGUGGGGGCGGCGGCAGCGGAGGUUGAGGGCCCGCGCGCCUUCACUGUUUAUCACUUGCAAGGCAUAUUUCUGUUCACGGGAGGCGGCAUGUUCCUGGCGCUGCUCGCUCUAGUGGGGGAGGUUCUCAUGGUUCGCUUCUCCGCCCGCACCCACCACUCUGCAGCGCUUUCCUUGGCCAAUCACUGAAGAGGAACGAGGAAACUUCGGCAUCUUUCUCUUCAUAACUGCUUCCUUCUGGCUCUGUUCACUCGACCAAACGUGUUAAUAGCUUGUCUUCUCUCGCUGCUACUACUCUGCAUCAUUGUCCUUGGCUAAUUGCUGGACAGAAACGAGAAAGCUUUGGCAUAUUUCUUUUCAUAAUAGUUCAUUUUAGCGCCAUUCGCUCUAUUAAAAGUGUUAAUUGCUUGUCUCCCUUCACUGCCACAAUUCUGACUAUAAUGAACGGAAUGGUGUGGUAUUGAAGAGGUUACUGGUCUAUGGUUCCUUCCUCAGCCACUACUUUGUAUCUCUUCUGUUUGUUAGUACUAGAUAUGAAUGAGAAAUUGCCAGCCAGUGUGUGUUUGUCCGUCUCCCUUGAUGAUAGGCAGGGAUGUGGUGGUGCCAGAUGCUUAAGUGGCCUGGGAAGUGAAGACCAUGUGAACAAUGCCAGUCUACGUCGAGAUUGAAAUAUUUAGUACAAUGAACCAGUGAUAAGCAUUUGUCGGUUAUUUUGUCCUGUAUCUUUAGGGAUGUUUUCUUAUAUUGAUUCUUUUCAUUCUUCUAUUUUUCAUUUACAAGUUCACCUGUGAUUAUCUGUUUUUUAACUUUCAUGACAAGUAUACGUAUUUUUUUUUUUGUUAUUUUUGGUGGUGUUCUUUUGGUUGUAAUCUUUAUUUUCUAGUUGAUGCUGCUUUCUCUCGUUCUCGUUCUUCUUUCUCUCAUUUUCUUUUUAUCCUUUACUUGCUAAGGCCUCCAGUUAAGGGCAUAAAAUGAAUCAAUAAAAAAAAAAGAGGAAAAAAGAACUCGUGAAAAGCCUCUACCAAAGUACUCUAUUAAUUUACAUCCUUAGUAAAGAUAAAACAAAGUUACAACAGAAGGAAAUCUACAAAGAAGCUGUAGUUAAUUGAAUUUGAUAUGAAAAGGCAAAGAGAGAGAGAGAGAGAGAGAGAGAGAGAGAGAGAGAGAGAGAGAAUUCCCUUUCACCUGCCACUGGGUCGCGGUGCUGAGGUGAACGCACUCUACCUAACUUUAACGACGCUCUAGUUUUGACAGUAAAGCACCAAAGCACACACCCGUAAAAACCAUGAAAUUAAUAAAGAUAAACUCAGCGACCGUCCCUUUAUCUCUCUAAACUACCAAAACAAUUUCCGUGUCGCUGCAGUUUAUAGUACGGCAAAGGUUCACUGACACUGCCCUCCUGGAGCUGCGGACGCAACCCGCCUGCACUGAACAGGAACUUGAAUAAAAGCU